ACCGCGCCCAUGCCCGCAUACCUCGUAGGCCGACUGGCCGACCCCAUCCUCGGCCUCUCCACAGGAGUACUAGCCUACUAUCUCUGGGAGUACGAUCCACGCAAUGAUGCUCAGCGGCCCGAAGGGAGGAAAUUGGUCGAUCUAGCCCGGAGGAGAUUUGGCGGUGGCGUUGAGAGCAAGACGGUUGCACCUGUGACUAGUACUGCGACUGGAACGGGCGCAGUGGGGAAGGAAAAGGUAGUGUAGGAUCAUGCAGUCAGGGUAAUGGAGACAGGGAGGAGACGAAUUCGCGGAGCCGAAUGGCAAUAUACCCAUAUUGAAGAAUCACAAAUACAGGUCGCAAAUCAGAUGACUGAGAUCGACAUCUCGCGAAUGGUUCGGUUGACCAAUGAGCCGCACGAGGACAAGAUAUCGUGGUAUUGUCGAGAGAGGUGGAAGAUGAAAACAAGUGUCGACGGCGAGCGAGCUCGAGGUGGAUUAUAGAGGGCGGGGAAGAGGAGGCAGUCUCAGCAGCUCCGAGGAGGGCUGUGACAGGAGCGCAGGGGAAAGAGAUGCUUUCGACCUACCUGAGGUCGAGGUGGAUGGAGGGUAUCAGAAGCUAAUGAAAGGACAAGAGCUGGAUAAAGAAGGUAGCUAUCAUAGCAUCACAAAGAAAAAGAGGGCU
Molecule: messenger RNA, 664 nt
Organism: Microstroma glucosiphilum
Lineage: Eukaryota; Fungi; Basidiomycota; Exobasidiomycetes; Microstromatales; Microstromataceae
Exons: 2
Coding region: 10-246 (78 amino acids)
Biological process (GO): protein secretion
Source: RefSeq, a predicted model, not a curated record